UCCACCUCUCCACCUCUCCACCUCUCCACCUCUCCACCUCUCCACCUCUCCACCUCGCCACGUCUCCACCUCGCCACGUCUCCACCUCUCCAUCUCCCAAUCUCUCCACCUCUCCACCUCUCCACCUCUCCACCUCUCCACGUCACCACAUCUCCACCUCUCCUCUCUCCAUCUCUCCUCUCCAUCUCUCCAUCUCAUGGAGUGCUUCACAGUCCUGUCUUUAUCCUGUGUGUAUAAUAACAAACCUCUCCAUGUCUCCUCUCCUUAGAGACCGUAUGCCUGAGACCCAGGAGGGUCAGAUCACCAUGGAGAAGACCCCCAGCUACUACGUCACUAAAGACGUCCCCGCCCGUAUCCACACCAUGUCCCCAGACACCAGGCUGAUUGUGGUGGUCCGAGACCCCGUCACCAGGGCCAUCUCAGACUACACUCAGACCCGCUCCAAGAAGCCUGACAUCCCCUCCUUCGAGAGCCUCGCCUUCAAGAACAGGACUACGGGUCUCAUCGAUACGUCCUGGAGCGCCGUCCAGAUCGGGAUGUAUGCCAAGCACCUAGAACGCUGGCUGCAGUACUUCCCCAAGGACCAGCUCCUCUUCAUCAGCGGGGAGAGGUUGAUCUCCGACCCGGCCGGGGAGAUGACACGCGUACAGGACUUCCUGGGCCUCCGGAGGGUGGUCGGUCACAAACACUUUCACUUCAACCCAGCCAAGGGCUUCCCCUGUCUGAAGAGGCCGGAGGGGAAUAGUAAGCCUCACUGUCUGGGGAAGACCAAAGGAAGGACUCAUCCUAGUAUUGACUCUGAGGUGGUACAGAGGCUGAGGGAGUUUUAUCAACCUUUCAACAGGAGGUUUUAUCAGAUGACGGGACAUGACUUUGGAUGGGGUUCAUGGAGCUGAGCGACAGAGACAUUAAAUGAAUCCGAAAUGGCACCCUAUUCCCUAUGUAGUGCACUACCCUGGUCAAUAGUAGUGCAUUAUUGAGGUUGUUGUACACUAUUCUGCUCAAAUGUAGUGCACUAUUGAGGUAUUAUGGUGCCCUUUCAGACAGAGAUGUUGUAUUUUUCUUUGAGGGGUUUUAGGUUGUAACUGUAACAUUUUGGAGAUAUUGUUAUACCAUGUAUAUAAGGCAGGCAGCGUGUGUAAAAAGUACAGAAGUCUAUUUUCUGAUAAUUUAUUUCUAGGAUAUUAUGAACUCACUGAGCUGCCUAUCCAUGUUUGUUGAUGAUCAUCACACAUCUUCACAUUCCUGUUUUUAAACUCUUCGUUUGAAGGGCAUUUUGUCAUCUUGAAAUUACCUCAGAAAAAUACACGUGCAGGAAUUGUGGGAAUGAAUAUAUAACAGCACAAUUCUGUUCCGGUAGCAGCACUCGACCAGCAGGGCUAGAGCUGAGGACGUACAAAUAUUGUAACUACCAGAGAAUUAGUGUUGGGCAUCUCUGUAGCCUCUUUGUUUUUAAAAGGUGCUAGAAAACCACUCAAGGAGUCCAAAUCACCCCAUCAUUUACCUCCUUAAGAUCAGCCUGACCUCCAGAGGCCUGUGGGCCCACUUCAUCCACCAGAUCAAUAUAUAGAACCCCAGCUGAUCCAGUCAGCCUGCUUCCAAAAUGGCUCCCUGCUCACUUAAUCGUUCACUACUUAUGACCAGGACCCAUGGGGCAUUUAGGGAACAGGGAACCAUUUGGGAUGCCCUCCCGGUGUCACUAUGACAGCUAUAUCAAUACAGUAAUAACUCAUCAUCACAUCAAUUACACGUGAGUGAUGUCACAGUGCAGCUGAGUGAUGUCACAGUGCAGCUGAGUGAUGUCACAGUGCUGUCUCUGGACUCUCCUGCUAUAAAACAAUGAUCCGUCAAAAGGUUCAUUGGAGUCAACGAAUGUUGGGAUCUUGUGACCACUAAACAUUAACGUACUGAUCUGGAGUUUAUGUUGCAGAUUCAAGGCUCUUCUGAAACGGGGCAAGUUAUUUAGGAAGCUUUACGUUACUGUGAUAGUCAUUAGCACCCCUCCUAGUUCCUCUGCUUGUUGAAGCCAGUUGGCCGACCUAAACUCCAAUCUUUACGUUACUGUCAUAGUCGUUAGCACCCCUCCUAGUUCCUCUGCUUGUUGAAGCCAGUUGGCCGACCUAAACUCCAAUCUUUAAAUGUGCAGUCUUUUUGAUGAGAUGCCGUCACCUUUUCAUGUUUGUAAUCCAUUCUUUGUUAGCAGUGAGGUUUGCUUGUGUAAUGAUAUGAUGACUCUAUUCAGGGAUGAUGAGCUGACCAUGAUACAGUAUCAUGUUAUCAUCACAGCCCUCUGUAGUCCUGUCAGGUAAAGUUAACAGGACUGCUGUUAGAUCAGAUGUUAUCAUCACAGCCCUCUGUAGUCCUGUCAGGUAAAGUUAACAGGACUGCUGUUAGAUCAGAUGUUAUCAUCACAGCCCUCUGUAGUCCUGUCAGGUAAAGUUAACAGGACUGCUGUUAGAUCAGAUGUUAUCAUCACAGCCCUCUGUAGUCCUGUCAGGUAAAGUUAACAGGACUGCUGUUAGAUCAGAUGUUAUCAUCACAGCCCUCUGUAGUCCUGUUAGGUAAAGUUAACAGGACUGCUGUUGGAUCAGACCGCAGUUAUUGGGAACUCAAUGGUGCAUUGUUGUGUUAUUGUUGUUGAAAUGGAAAUUCAAAGGCUGCGAUUCAAUCCGAUCGCACGUUGCAGUGCUCUUGACAUUUAAAAGUCAUUUCCAGCUGAGCCAACAUGUGCAGUGUUUACCUUGAGUGUCACCACGGCGAAAGCGAGAACAUUACCUCUGUGAUAGUGUGCAGCGCUGUAACGAGUCUUGAAGUGAAUCGUGACCAACGUCUUGCUAUUCAGGGCUCACAAUUCCUUUCUCCUAAGUCUGUGUAUGGGUGACUUUUAUUCAUCCCUAUACAGAGAGAUACGCCAAUGACAAUGUUUCUACCCAUCAAAUAUGAUGAUAAUGUAUUGAUUAAACUCUGUGUACAUACAUGAACAAAUCCAACUAUUUUGCUGUAUAGUUCCCAUGUUACAAAGACGUAAAUGAGGCCAUUGUGAGUAAAAUAGUGUUAUUGUUGUUAUUUCUUUGAAGUAAGAAAUAUAUCUAUUUUACCAAAACCAAA
Salvelinus fontinalis (brook trout) is the source of this 3108-nucleotide messenger RNA. RefSeq names its product heparan sulfate glucosamine 3-O-sulfotransferase 3B1-like. The transcript has a single exon. Gene Ontology annotation, molecular function: [heparan sulfate]-glucosamine 3-sulfotransferase activity. Bases 252 to 896 code for a protein of 214 amino acids. The record is from RefSeq and is a predicted model, not a curated record. Lineage: Eukaryota; Metazoa; Chordata; Actinopteri; Salmoniformes; Salmonidae.